AUAACCAUAACCAUAACCAUAACCGUCCCAAUUCCCACCCUUGUGCCAUAACUCCUUGACUCAAACUUGCAAUAACACAGAGCACAGAGACUCGUGCGAUUCACCGUGAUGAGCUCCCACCGCAAGAUCGCGAUCGCCGUGGACCUAAGCGACGAGAGCGCGCACGCCGUGAGAUGGGCCGUGGAGAACUACCUGCGGCCCGGGGACCACGUGGUGCUCCUCCACGUGCGCCCCACGAGCGUCCUCUACGGCGCCGACUGGGGCUCCAAGCCCAUUCCAUUCCCCAAUGCCCAAAAUUUCGACUCUUCCCCUCUCUCCAUGGAGGCCUCCCAGCGAAAGCUGGAGGACGAUUUCGACAAUUUCACGGCCACCAAGUCCACGGCCCUGGCCCAGCCCCUGGUGCAGGCCCAAAUCCCCUACAAAAUCCACAUCGUGAAGGACCACGACAUGAAGGAGCGGCUCUGCCUGGAGGUGGAGCGCCUGGGACUCAGUGCCAUGGUCAUGGGCAGCCGAGGGUUCGGGGCUUCCAAGAGGACGGCCAAGGGGGGUAGGCUGGGCACAGUCAGCGACUACUGCGUGCACCACUGCGUGUGCCCCGUCGUCGUCGUGCGCUUUCCGGACGAGAAGGAGGACGGUCAUCCUCAAGUCGGGAAGAUCGCUGACCAGGUGGAGCUUCACCCCGUACCCGAGGAGGACCACGAAUACCAAGACGCUUCGGACGAGCCCAAAGAUGCUUAAAGAGUGCUCCGUGUGAUGGCAAAGUCCUCCUGAGCUCAGAAGGUGAUAAAGGCAACUGGAAAUAGUGGAGGGUGCAAUAUGGAGACAAAAUGUGACGAAUGUGAUGGAGAUUUCUUCUUGGUGCAUGUAAAAAUGGAUGGUACGUAGUGGCGUUUUUGGUGGCUGUCUGUAUGUUCUUGUCAAUUGCAUUUCCUCAAUAUGUAGUGUUUGGUGAAUUGAUGGUAUAUAUGUAAUUAUGUAUGGUGAACUUCUUUGGGGACUGCAGUUACUGUCUUGUAUAGGAACCGGUUUUUGUUUAUAACUUUGCAAAGCCAUUUCUUUACUA
This is a messenger RNA of Alnus glutinosa, 1063 nucleotides long. RefSeq names its product universal stress protein PHOS32-like. Lineage: Eukaryota; Viridiplantae; Streptophyta; Magnoliopsida; Fagales; Betulaceae. The coding region runs from base 109 to 738 and encodes 209 amino acids. The transcript is spliced from 3 exons. The record is from RefSeq and is a predicted model, not a curated record.